Molecule: messenger RNA, 2007 nt
Organism: Plodia interpunctella (Indianmeal moth)
Lineage: Eukaryota; Metazoa; Arthropoda; Insecta; Lepidoptera; Pyralidae
Exons: 2
Coding region: 235-1167 (310 amino acids)
Molecular function (GO): DNA binding
Source: RefSeq, a predicted model, not a curated record
GCUGACCCGGCGGCACGGAUCGCCGGCCCAACCCGCCGGCCUUAUUUUGUACAAUCAUGCCGCCGGCUUGCGCCCGCGCGGGCAAGCCGGCGGGGCAGCAUGCCGAUGCCGACGGCAUCCCUCUCCACUCACUCAGUCAGUUGCCCGCCGGCUUUCAUAGAGUAGUGACGUAUCACUUAUUCAUUCUCUGUUGUUGUGAAGUGUCGGCACUUUUAUUUUUAUCAACUAACCAAUAUGGAGUGGGACGAUGCAACAGUUAUAAAACUAAUAGACCUCUAUCAUUUAAAAGAAAUAUUAUGGAACCCAAAAAACCGUGACUACAAAAGCCGGCCAAAGCGUUACGACGCAUUUAAUGAAAUUGCCAGUGAAUUUGCUACUGAUGUUCCGGAAAUCGAGAGAAAGAUAAAAAAUUUAACUAGUCAUUAUUACCGAGAGAAAAAAAAAGAAGAUAAUUCAAAUAAGUCUGGUGCGGGUACUGAUGGUAUUUAUCAUAGUAAAUGGUUUGCCUACAAAUCACUAAAUUUUCUGCGGAACAAAAAUGUGCCUACUGGAACCACCGAUACUGACACACCGUCGACGAGCCACGAUUCACAAUCGAGACGAGAAUCACAAUCAAAUCAAAAUGAUUUACCACAGAUGUCACCAGGAGAUUCACAAUCAAAUCAUAAUGAUUUACCACAGAUGUCGCCAGAAAAUACAACUUGGCAACGAAAUAAACGUCCUAAAAUCAACCCUAAUAAAGAGUUGAUAUCCGAAGCAUUGAAUAUUAUGAAGAAUGUCUCCCAACGACCAAAUGUGACAAAAGAUGAGGAUGGUUUAUUUGGAGAUUAUAUUGCGGGUCAGUUAAGACAAAUGGAUCGACAAAUGAAAGCUAUUGUGAGACAUCGGAUCAACAAUAUAAUAUUUGAAGCCGAAACUGGAUAUAGAUCCGAUACAUUUACGGAUUUUGCAAGACCAAGUAGUGUUUCUAGUUCACACAGUCAUCCAGGAUACUAUACAGCAUCUUCACUACAACAGGCGGUUGUAAGCCCUUCUACAAAUAACUUAACUUCUUCUGAAUACUCUGCCCAAACAAACUCAGAUCCACAAACAAUUCAACCUUCGUCACUAGAAACAUUUGCUGAAGAAUACCUAGCUCUAAAUCCUUCUGAUAGUGUUAUAAAGUAAUCUUCAAAAUAUGUUAUAAAUAUUUAAUUUUCUUUUUGGUAUAAUAAAGGUAGCUAUAGGUAGCCCCAUUAAAGUUAAAUUUAAAAUUAGUGUUGACUAUUCCCUUCACACGAGUAGAGCUUGACAUAUGUGCGUAAGGAAUAGCAAGGUUUUAAUUUUAGUUUAGUGACACUUCUACCAAUAGUUAAUAUCAUGUUAUUGGUUUACAAAAACACAUUUCUUAUUUUGUUUAAAAUUUUAUUAUACGAAUCACAAUAAAAGUGUAUCUCACUGUGUAAUUUACGAUUUUAGAUUUAAUGGAUAAUACAUGGAACUACUUUAAUGAUUAAAAAUAAUAUUGAUUAUAUGAGUUGAGUUAUUGGUUAUAUUGCCAUUCUAAUCCUCCGACACUAGAAAGAAAAUAAUGAGUCAACUCCACUCUUGUAUCCUCAGCGGUCACUGUAGUAUCCGAGGUUUGAUUGUCUUCUCCUGACAUAUUAUCUAAGCAACUGUCGUUUUCAAGAUGUCUACGCCAUUCACCGGGAAAGAUUUCUCCUUGAUUAUUUUCAGUAUCGUAUUCAUUUUGCUGAGUUGCAGCGGUUCGUUUGAUAUAAUUAAAUAAAUGUAUACACGCCAAAGUUACAGUAGUAGCUUUUUCUGGGAUUAGCUGAAUAGGUCUAUGAAAAAUCUUAAAUUUGUGUGUUAACUGCCCAAACACGUUUUCAACUACUCUUCGCCCUCGACAUACGCGAUAGUUAAAAACCCUCUUAGAUGAUCCCAUUGUGUGAUUACCAUCAUAAGCCUUUAUAAUAUGGGGUUGCAGAGGAAACGCGUCAUCACCCAAAAAAAAAUACGGUACUG